AUGUCUUUCAACGAUUGGUUGUCCUCUUCGUCCGUAUCUCGCCUACCUUUAUCGACAACUAGAAAUUUUAAUGAUGUAAAACAGCAACAUCAUUAUCACUAUCAUCAUCAUCAUCAUUACCAUUAUCAGCAUGCACCGAUGACGACAACAACUAUAAGUCAUCCAUCAUAUAACAAUUGUCAACAUCAAUGCUGUCAACAACACGACAAUUCUAACUCAUUUACACUUGUACCACCAAUGUCCAUGAUAAAUCAUCAAAUACCAUUAAAAUAUAAAGAAAAUUUUCAUCAAAAUUCAACACUUAAACUGCGUCGUAGUGUUGCUUUAUUUCUUCAUCUAAUCGAUAAUUCCUCAAUAUCCGAUUUCCUCCAAUAUGAUAAACAUUUCCGACAUGCUGAUAAAUAUCUAUUAGCGAUGACAUUAAUCUAUUUUUGGCGAGCAAAAUUACGUGAACAUCAUUACACAAAAGAUUCGUUUUAUUUAGCCUUAUGGUUAGCACAUGAUUCUGUUGAAGAAGAUCUGACAGCAAAGUAUGGUUUAUUACCAUGGGCACUUCAAACAAAUGAUGGUCGUCCAUCGGUUGAUUUAAAAAAUGAUUUUAAAAGAUUUUUAUCGAAGAAAAACGAUCUAUGGACUCGUAUGGGUUUUCGAGCUCGAGUCACAAAAGAUGAAUGUGAUGAAAUCAUGCUUGUUCAGCCAAAUCAUUGGCUUUGGCAACGAGAACGAUCAACAGAUUAUAAUAAAAAAAUGGCUUUAUUGAAUCGAAAACAAAAAAAUGGCAUAUUGAAUAGUGAAGACAGUUGUUCAUCUACUUUAUUGAUGUCACCUGUUGAUGAUACAAAGUCAAUCAUGAUUGUCGACGAUAUGAAUCCUGAUAAUGUUUCUUGGACAAGCGAUGAUGAAACCGACGAGAUAAUCAUAUUGGAUUAA
Molecule: messenger RNA, 930 nt
Organism: Rotaria socialis
Lineage: Eukaryota; Metazoa; Rotifera; Eurotatoria; Philodinida; Philodinidae
Source: the annotation of a GenBank genome assembly